This is a messenger RNA of Lathyrus sativus (Indian pea), 1206 nucleotides long. Lineage: Eukaryota; Viridiplantae; Streptophyta; Magnoliopsida; Fabales; Fabaceae. The record is from the annotation of a GenBank genome assembly.
AUGGAAGAUCAUCUCUUUCACAAACUCAAAAAACCUCUCUUUUCCAUUCUCUUCAUACUACCUACACCUUUCCUUGCUCUUCUCUUUCUCUUUCUCUUAUCUUACAAUGCUUUCUCCAUUUUCACCCUUCACAUUCCUCAUCAUGAUCAUUCCUUACAUAAAUCUCUCCAUCUUCCACCACCAUCUCACACCAAAAUCAAUCUAUCUUCUUCCGUCUUCUUCGCCCUCCACGAAGAUUCAUCGCCAAUCAUCAACAAAAGAGAUAAGAAACACAAACAUGGCCUAUUCACCUUGCCUUCUGAAACAAGUUUCCCACUCUUCGAAAAAAGACUCAAUGCGUUUUUCACUUCAAAGUCCUCUUCUUCUUCUUCAUGCGAGGUUAGGUUUUUCAUGACUUGGAUUUCACCCUUGAAAUCAUUUGGUGAGAGAGAGUUCUUAUCAAUUGAAAGCUUGUUCAAGUCACACCCAAAAGCUUGUUUGGUGAUAGUUUCAAAGUCAAUGGAUUCACAAAAAGGAGCUCAAAUUCUUAGACCCUUUAUCAAAAAUGGCUUUAGAGUCAUUGCUAUUGAACCUGAUUUCAACUAUAUAUUCAAAAACACGCACGCCGAAUCAUGGUUUAAUCGAUUAAAACAAGGGAAUAUGAAUCCAGGUGAAAUCUCUCUAGGCCAAAACCUCUCGAAUUUACUUCGACUUUCUCUCUUGUAUAAACAUGGAGGCAUAUAUAUAGACGCCGAUGUAAUGAUCUUGAAGAGUUUUUCAAAUCUCAGAAACACUAUUGGAGCACAAAACAUUGAUUCAAAAACAAAGAAAUGGAGUCGUUUGAACAAUGCUGUAUUAAUAUUUGACAAAAACCACCCUUUGCUUUGGAAGUUCAUUGAGGAAUUUGCCCUAACUUUUGAUGGAAACAAGUGGGGGCAUAAUGGUCCUUACUUAAUAUCUAGAGUAGUUUCUAGAGUGAGUGGAAGAGAAGGGUUUAAUUUUUCUAUAGUUCCACCUUCUGCAUUUUAUCCUGUGGAUUGGAGAGCUAUCAAGAGUUUGUUUAAAGAUGAGAUUCAUUCAAAAUGGUUGGUUAAGAAAAUGAAGCAAAUUAGAGAAGAAAGUUUUGCAUUGCACCUUUGGAAUAGACAAAGUAGGGAUCUUAAGGUUGUAAAAGGAAGCAUUGUUGAUAAUAUCAUAUCUAGUUGUUGUAUCUUUUGCAACACUUAG